Messenger RNA from Entrophospora candida, 264 nucleotides. The record is from the annotation of a GenBank genome assembly. Lineage: Eukaryota; Fungi; Glomeromycota; Glomeromycetes; Entrophosporales; Entrophosporaceae.
AUGGAUGGGCCUUUAGCAAUUUUUGUCAAGAUAUUGGGUGACGAGUCAUUGUUGGUGAUAAAACAGAAUCUGAGUUCUGAACUCACAGAACAAUAUGUUUUACCAAUGAAGAGAAGACACGAAAACAAUGAGGAUGAAAUCCAAGAGAGAAAGAGGCACAUGACCGAUGAAGAACUCGGAGAGUUAAUUGAUUUUGCUCUAAACAUAGUAAAUGAAAUUGAGCCAGAAAAUAAAGAACAUUUAAAUCAAAUUGUGUGGCUUGCG